CCUCCCUCCCUCCCUCAGUGUUCUCUCAACCUCAUCUCAACCUGAUCUCAACCUGGACACAUCCCGAGGCUCCUUUUUGCAACAGAAUUGUCCCCAUCAAAGCUUCGAGAAAAACUCAAAUAUGCCACAACAACAUCGCGGCUUAGGACUCCAUGGGAGCAGACGUCGUCGUUCGAAUCGUGAUGUCCUCCAGGGUAUCACAAGACAUGCCAUCCGUCGUCUCACUAGGCGUGGUGGGAUCAAGAGAAUGUCCGCGAGCAUUUAUCCGGAGAUACGGUUCGUGCUCAAAGAACGACUGAAAACGAUCAUACGUAACUUGGUCUUGGUGCUUGAGUCCUCUGCAACUCCGAAUCAUGAGCGAAAGACUAUCACAACGACUGAUGUGGUUUUUGUGUUGAAUAGAAUGGGCACCCCCGUGUAUGGUUUCCACCCGAAUUAGGAGUGAUGAUAUUUUUCCAAUACGAAAAGGAAGUUGGUAUUGGAGUACAGGUGGACGGCUCUUUUGUCGUGUUGUUCGCUUUUGAAUGUUUUGUUGGAGGUUACAUUUCGUUUUCUCUCUCUUUAAAGAG
Messenger RNA from Talaromyces stipitatus ATCC 10500, 569 nucleotides. Its product is annotated as histone H4, putative. Lineage: Eukaryota; Fungi; Ascomycota; Eurotiomycetes; Eurotiales; Trichocomaceae. The record is from RefSeq and is a predicted model, not a curated record. Gene Ontology annotation, molecular function: protein heterodimerization activity; DNA binding; structural constituent of chromatin. Gene Ontology annotation, biological process: nucleosome assembly. The transcript is spliced from 8 exons. The coding region runs from base 122 to 439 and encodes 105 amino acids.